AUGACACCCGCUGAGAGAUUGGUUCUUGGAGUGGGAGUGCUGAGUGUGAUUGUUAUUGCCGUCUGCAGUGUGCCAGCAGUAUGGGGUCUGUGGGCGAGAGUUGCGAAGACGACGCGGUAUGGGCCGAUUCGCUUGGAGGAUUCGUCAGACACGACACCUACGGAGUAUAUCGACGAAGAUGGAGAGGCGACGGAGUAUUCGGUUGCCGAGUUUGAGAAGUCAGAGAGAUGGCAGAAAUGGGGCGUCGUCUUGCUCUCCUUUGCCGGGUUCGGGGUAUCGUUGGCACAGGCUGUUGUGGCAACUUGUAUACGGGAGCAGGACAAGAGACACUUUAUCGCGCCGUCGUGGGUGCAGAUGGUCGGAUGGACUGUGAUGUGCCUGCAACCCGUCUCUCUACUCACUGAAAAGUCGUGCGUGAAAAGAUAUUCCCUUGGGAUCUAUGCCUUCUGGGCCAGCUUCCUCUCUCUCUUAUUUAUACCUGUUCAAAUCACCAUUUUCUGGAGUAAUGGGUACCCAAUCGACAUCAGCCACGCCUUUACAGCACUCUUCUCCACCCAGAUCCUCGUCGCCAGUCUCCGGGCCGUGGUCUGCAUUCUCAUUCCCCGACGGCCAACCGUCUAUUUCGAGGGCCGAGAGGUCGACCAGGAGCUCAAUGUCAGUGCAUAUAACCGCUUCACCUACGGCUGGGCCACGGGGCUCCUCCACUUUACGUCUCAUAAUAAAGGACUAGGCGUCGAAGACCUGCCCAAACUACCGUUCGCUGCCAGAGCAGAAACCGUGCAUGCACGACUGGCACAAUUCCAGGGCGCUCGUAAGCUCUGGGUUGCUCUGGCCGUUCGACAUGCCCGGGCUCUUAUAAUUCAGGGCCUCCUAAGCCUCGUGGUCUGUGUCCUUGGUUUCGGUCCGCAGGUGGCCCUUUUCAAGAUUUUGAAGACUCUGGAAGACGACUCUGUUCUUUCUAAACACUCACCAGAGGCUUGGAUGUGGGUUGGUGCACUUGGGAUGUUCCUGGCGGUGACAUCGAGCAUCGAGUCGUGGCUUUGGUGGCUGAUUUAUUCGGACCUCUGGAUUCCGAUCCACGAGGGUCUCUCGGGAUUGGUAUUUUCCAAAUCAAUGCGGUGCAAGGAUAUCAAUUCUCCCAAGGCAAAGUCCACGCAUGAUAUGGAAGACUGGGAGGACGAAGACGAAGAAGGAGAGGAGGAGAAGAACCGGCAGAGCAUUAUCAACCUUGCGGCUGUCGACUCGAAGCGUAUUGCCGAUUUCGUCACAUUCAGCUACCUCAUCCCGUCUUGUAUCCUUCGGCUGGCGAUUUCUGGUGCCUUUCUUGUUGGCCUCAUUGGCUGGCCGAGUCUGCUGGCUGGAAUUGGAGGCGCGAUUCUGCUCACGCCAGCCAAUUCGUGGCUCACCAAACGAUACGCGUCUGCCCAGGAAGAGUUCAUGAAAGCGAGCGACAAGCGAACAAGUGCCGUGACUGAAGUUCUGCAGGGAAUCCGACAGAUCAAGUUCGGUGCCCUGGAGCAGCAGUGGCAGGACCGCAUCAAGGAGAAGCGCAAGCUUGAGCUGAAUCUCCUGUGGAAGACAUCGGUGUACACCACGGGCAUGGUAUCUGUAUGGCUCAUGGGGCCAUUGCUGCUUUCUGCUAUUUCCUUGACAGUCUAUGCACUUACUCGAGGAGAACUCUCUCCUUCAGUUGCCUUCACAGCCCUCUCUAUCUUUGGCUCGCUCGAGUCAUCUCUUGCCAGUCUACCGGAUCUGUUCUCUAAAGCAAUGGAAGCGAAAGUCAGUGCUGACCGCAUUGACAGCUAUCUAUCUUCGCCAGAGAAGGUCUCGAAUACAGCAGACGUCGAUACUAUCACUUUCAAAGACGCAACAGUUGCCUGGCCAUCUGAAGAUGCACAAGAAGACAACUGGGAAUGCGAUCGCUUCGUCCUCCGACACGUAUCCCUCCAAUUCCCUCCCAAAGGACUAACCGCAAUCGUGGGCAAGACAGGAUCCGGCAAAAGCCUUCUCCUUGCCUCAAUUCUAGGCGAAUGCGACGUACUGUCUGGCUCAGUGGAAGUUCCUCAUGCACCGCCUCUAUCCCAGCGAUUCGACCACCUAGCGACACGAGCGAACUGGAUCCUCGACACAGCGAUCGCAUACGUAGCACAGAACCCAUGGAUGGAGAAUGCAACGAUCAAAGAUAACAUUCUAUUCGGCCUACCCUACGACCGACAGCGGUACCGCCAGACACUCUUUGCCUCCGGAUUGGAAAAGGACAUGACGAUGCUGCCGGACGGCGAUCUCACAGAUAUUGGUGCGAACGGAAUCAACCUCAGCGGCGGGCAGAGAUGGCGUAUCUCAUUUGCUCGUGCACUGUACUCUCGCGCUGGGAUUUUGGUUAUGGAUGAUAUCUUCAGCGCGCUGGACGCGGAGACUGGCCGACAUGUGUAUGAACAUGCACUUACUGGAGAAUUAGGGCAGGGCCGGACUAGGAUACUGGUCACCCACCAUGCUGGGCUGUGUCUUCCACGUACGGACUACUGUGUUCUGCUUGAAAACGGCUUUGUCAAUCACGCCGGCACUGUUCAAGAGCUUCAAGCAUCCGGAGAAUUGGCGGAUCUUAUGGUUAAGGUCGAGGUAAACCGCGAGCAAAAGGAAAAGCCCUCUCAAGAGCUUCCUAAGCGAAAGCGCUCCUCGGCUGCUAGUGGUGGACGGCGGUCGUCUGUGUUCAGUAUGCAGACGAUCAAGAAGUUUAUGCAAGAGGAGAAGCGCGAGACUGGCUCGAUCCCCCUCAAGGUAUACGGGGCAUACAUGAACAAGGGCAACCGUCUGCGGUGGUGGAUCCUGGCGUUCCUGGCAUACGCGGCUUUUACGACACUUCUCAUCGGCAGAUCCUGGUGGGUGAGUGUGUGGACUUCCAGUACAACCGAUCCAGAGCCCAAACAGGCAACAAGCCCUAUCAACAUCAACAGCGACCUCAUGUACUAUCUCACUGUCUACGUGGGUAUCUCCGCUGCUGCAUGUAUUGUCGGCACCCUCCGCUGUCUCGCCCUUGCUGUUGCCUUUAUCGAGUCGUCACGCCAACUCUUUGACGACCUCCUGGCCACAGUCCUCCGCGCUCCCCUCCGCUGGCUCGACACUGUCCCCCUAGGCCGCAUCCUCAACCGCUUCACCUCCGACAUCUAUCUCCUUGAUUGGCGCCUAGGCUACGAUAUCGGGCACCUCACCUACAAAGCGCUCGAGCUCCUAGGCAUUCUAGUCGCAGGGACAACAGUAUCGCCCUUCCUUCUGCUUCUGGCAUGCGUGCUACUCACUCUCUGCGUCCGCCUCUUCCGGGACUACCUUGGUGGUGUCCGCGAGAUCAAGCGCCUGGAAAGCACAGCCAAAAGCCCUGUAAUGGAGAAAUUCGGCUCCAGCCUGUCCGGCCUCGCCACGAUCCGCGCAUUCAACAAAGCAGACACCUACAUCCAGGAGAUGUAUGGCCUGAUCAACAACCACGCCCAGGCAUCCUGGUACCUCUGGCUCUUCAACCGCUGGCUCGGAUUCUGGAUGGCCCUUGUCGGCGCGCUCUUCUCAACAAUGACCGCCGCGCUCGUCGUGUAUAUGCCCGGUGCCUCGGCUGCACUGGCUGGAUUCGCCAUGAGCUUCGCCCUGCAAUAUAACUACGCCGUGGCAAUGGGACUCCGAUUCUACGCGAAUGUUGAAAUCGACAUGAACGCCACAGAGCGUGUUCUUGAAUACACCAACAUCGAAAUCGAGACCCAGGACGGAUAUAACCCACCAGCGUCCUGGCCCACGCGGGGCAAGAUCGAAGUCGAGAACCUCGAAGUAGGCUACGCUCCUGACCUCCCGGUCGUUCUCAAUGGAAUCAGCUUCACAGUUGAGAAUAACCAGCGCGUCGGCGUGGUAGGUCGCACAGGCGCAGGGAAGUCCUCUCUAACACUGGCCCUAUUCCGCUUCCUCGAGUCCCGACGAGGCCGAAUCAUCAUCGACGGCCUCGAUAUCUCGCAGUUAAAACUACAGGAGCUCCGCAGUCGAUUGGCAAUUAUUCCUCAAGACCCGGUCCUAUUUUCAGGAACGAUCCGGUCGAAUCUGGACCCGUUCAACGAGCACAGUGAUCUGGAGCUGUAUAACGCGUUGGAACGCGUGCAUCUCCUCCAUUUCGAGGAUACAUCGACGCUCGCCUCCCAGCCGAGCUCCUCGUCUCAGAGCCCGCCCCAGAGUCCAGCUAUGACGAGAUACAAUGAUCCAUUGAGCGGGAGUAGUACACUGGCUUCCUCGUCUUCGUCUACUGCACCGCCUAAACCAACCGGCUUCUUUGCCUCGCUUUCCUCGCCUAUUACAUCUGGCGGGUUGAAUAUCUCCCAUGGCCAGCGGCAGCUCCUGUGUCUUGCGCGAGCUAUUAUCUCGAGACCGAAGAUCAUGGUGCUGGAUGAGGCGACGUCGGCUGUUGAUAUGGAAACCGACGCACUGAUCCAACAGUCGAUCCGGAGCGAGUUCGGGCGGAGUGACUCCAGUUUACUGGUCAUCGCGCAUAGGCUCAGUACGAUUGCGGAUUUUGAUCGGAUUCUUGUGCUGGAUGCUGGGAAGGUUGUUGAAUGGGGUGCGCCCAGGGAGCUUUUGGAGAUUGACGGGGGUGUGUUUAGGGGGUUGGUUGAGAAGAGUGGCGAGAAGGCAGCUGUGGAAAGGGUCAUUCUUGGGGAUGACAGGGUGAGGAAGAAUUGA
Aspergillus puulaauensis is the source of this 4707-nucleotide messenger RNA. RefSeq names its product putative ABC bile acid transporter. Gene Ontology annotation, biological process: transmembrane transport. Gene Ontology annotation, molecular function: ATP hydrolysis activity; ABC-type transporter activity; ATP binding. Lineage: Eukaryota; Fungi; Ascomycota; Eurotiomycetes; Eurotiales; Aspergillaceae. The record is from RefSeq and is a predicted model, not a curated record. Gene Ontology annotation, cellular component: membrane. The transcript is spliced from 3 exons. Bases 1 to 4707 code for a protein of 1568 amino acids.